Molecule: messenger RNA, 1779 nt
Organism: Gloeophyllum trabeum ATCC 11539
Lineage: Eukaryota; Fungi; Basidiomycota; Agaricomycetes; Gloeophyllales; Gloeophyllaceae
Exons: 3
Coding region: 1-1779 (592 amino acids)
Source: RefSeq, a predicted model, not a curated record
AUGUUCUCGAAGCUCUCCCAGAUCGUUACGUCCGUGCCAGGUUCUGCCAGCGCCUCCGAAGAAGAACGAUCGCCCGCGAAUACAAGGCGGGAGCAGGCGCGGCUCCGACAGCGACCUUCGCCGGUGGACUAUGUGGUGCUGCACCCAGCCUCAGACGACGAGAGCACCGAGUCGACGCGGCCGCGCAGACCACCACCCAUCCCAAACCCGUCGGGCCCGCCGAAUAUAUCCUGGAUCAGCGACCCCUCGCGCCUCACGCACGCCGCCAGCGCGCCGAUCAUUGGCCGCUCCGCCUCCUCCCCUCUCGCCCGCGCCGCACAGACUCCAAGCCCGAGUCCCAUUCAAGGGAGGACGUACAGCACGCACCUGCAGGCGCGGAGCACGCACUCGCUGCGGCUAGACUACCGCCGCGUCUCGCCCAUCUCCACCGCGAACCCGUUCGUCACCCCGCCGCAGUCGCUCUCGCCCAUCCGCGAGCAGCGCUCGCCCGAGCUGCGCCCCGUACGCCUCACGCCCAUCAGCCCCACACGCGAGGUGGACGUGACAGAGGACUUUGGCGCCCGCAACUCCCCCGCAGCCUCCUACCACUCCUCCUCGUACUUCAUCUCCCGCCCCCUCAAGCGCUCCAUCAGCCAGAGCUCCGCGAACACCUUCGGCUCCUCCGUCUCCGCCGUCGCGCCGUCCAUCCCGCCGGUGGACCUGCGCCCGCCCUUCUCCGUCCCAUAUACGGCGCGCUCGGGCCCGCUUCCGACCAUCGCGGCGAGCGUGCACCGCGGCUCGGAGGAGGACGGCGACCGCGACAGCACCGCGAGCUUCGUCACCGCGCCGACGGUGUACACUUACGCGAGCUCGACGCCGUCGCUGCUUACCCGAGCGGACAAGGAGGGGGAAGACGAGGAAGAUGAUAUCGGGACGGUGCGCGACCGCCACUCGGGCCAGCGAAACUCCGCCGUGCGCUCGAGCGUGGUCUCCUCCGACCCGCAGCGCGGCUUGUACCACCUCAGCCUCGUCGCGCAGCCCAGCACGACGAGCUUCCAGUCCUCCCUGCUUCGCCCUCCUUCCCCGCGCCAUCACUCCUCGUCCCUCCGCGCACCAUCGCCGACGCCCUCAGCGCAGACGGGCACGGGCCGAUCCGUGACCGAGGACCCCUCGCGCUCGUCGCUUUUCAUCGACAAGCGGUGGCAUGAUUGCAAGGACGCGUCCUACAGUAGUACACACGUCGAAAUUGCCCCACCACUGGCCAAAUGCAAUUCGCUAGAAAGGAGGGCGCCUAGGAUGUUGUUUUAUCUUGGCUUCGUGCUCGGCCCGUGGUGCUGGCUCAUCGGCGGGUGGCUGCUCGAGAGCUACGGCGACUUGCGCAUAGCCGCGAAGGAGAAGGGGAAACAAUCGGGGGACCUGGAAGGGCAGCAUACUCGCCAAGAGAAGGCUGACAAGAACAAGGACCACGACGGAGCCAAGUUGCGUGGGAAGGAGAACGGGAAGCGCUACCUCCCGCUCUGGCUCCGCUCCGCCUCGAAAUCGACGCCGAAGCUGAAAGUGUACCCCAUCUUCGCACCACCCGCCGACAGUGCGAUAUUCCUGAACUUGGAGAGGGAGGCUGGGGCGUUCAAGGAGGGAAGCCCGCGCGCCCGACUACAUCGCCUUUCCGCCCUCACGAAUGCGGACGCAGACACCUGGGUGCGCCGGUGCCGCGUCGCGGCUGUUGUGAGCGCUGCUUUCCGUUCCCCUGGCGAGGAACUGUAUCUGAAGGGUGUGUAUACCUGCAUGAUCCCUUCUUAG